GUCUACGUUGAGGCGUUGAAGCAGUGAGUGUACACAUUUGGCAGUGAUACAAUAAAUACAUACUAUACAUACAUACAUACAAUCGCUUGUGCGUUAUUUAUUUCAUUAACUUAAGCAACUAAAUAAACUAAACAACAAAACAAAAUGAGCUCCGCUGAAUAUUAUCCAUUCAAGUGCACCCCCACUGUUUACCCCGCUGACCCCUUCGAUCCCGUCGAGGAUGCUGCCAUUCUGCGCAAAGCCAUGAAAGGCUUUGGCACCGACGAGAAAGCCAUUAUUGAAAUUUUGGCACGUCGCGGCAUUGUACAGCGUCUGGAAAUCGCUGAAGCUUUUAAAACAUCCUACGGCAAGGAUUUGCUUUCCGAAUUGAAAUCCGAAUUGAGUGGCAAAUUUGAGAAUGUUAUCGUAGCCUUGAUGACGCCAUUGCCACAAUUCUACGCCAACGAAUUGCAUGAUGCCGUCUCUGGCGUAGGCACCGAUGAGGAGGCGAUCAUUGAAAUUCUCUGCACACUUUCCAAUUACGGUAUUAAGACUAUUGCACAGUUCUAUGAGCAGAGCUUUGGUCGUUCAUUGGAGUCAGACUUGAAGGGUGACACUAGCGGACAUUUCAAACGCCUAUGUGUGUCGUUGGUGCAGGGCAACCGCGAUGAGAAUCAGGGUGUUGAUGAAGCCGCUGCUGUGGCAGACGCACAAGCCUUGCAAGAAGCCGGCGAAGGCCAAUGGGGCACCGAUGAAUCCACAUUCAAUUCGAUUUUGAUCACACGUUCCUACCAGCAGCUGCGACAGAUUUUCCUCGAAUACGAAAAUCUCGCUGGACAUGAUAUUGAGAAGGCGAUUAAGCGUGAAUUCAGCGGCUCGGUGGAACGUGGCUUCCUCGCCAUCGUGAAGUGUUGCAAAUCGAAGGUCGAUUACUUCGCCGAGCGUUUGUACGAGUCCAUGCACGGUAUGGGCACCAAGGACAAGACGUUGAUUCGUAUUGUGGUCAGUCGUUCAGAAAUUGAUUUGGGCGAUAUUAAGGAAGCAUUCCAAAAUAAGUAUGGCAAGAGCUUGGAAUCGUGGAUCAAGGAGGAUUCACAGUCUGAGAUCGGUUUUGUGCUAGUCACUAUGGUCGCUUGGUAGUUCGACAAGAUGCAGUAAACAACGUAGUGCAGCUUGAAGCAAGGCAGCCUGUUACACUAAAACAUAUAUUUAUACAUAAUGCAAUCCAUACAUAUAGUAUGUGUAAAGCUUUAACAUAAUAUGAAUUUACAUUUUUUCUAAUGCAAAUUAUUUUACUAAAAUUGAAAAUUGAUAGAACAAAAAAAUACGAACCAAGUUCGGAAGCUUUAACUUUUUUACAAUGUUUUUUGUAUUUUACUUUGCGUGUAUUACCUAGAUAUUUUGGUAUUAGCGGCUAAAUUUGUAAUGUUUUUUAUUGAGGUAGAAAUACGCAUUUUUUUUUAGUAUUUUUUCGAAAUUCUAUACAUUCUAAAACAUUCAAUUUUUAUACAUUUACACAAAAAUGCUAUUACGAAUAUAUUUUUAAUAAAUAAAAUUAGUUUUUUUUUAAUUUUUAUUUUAAAUAUUAAGUAUACCCACC
Molecule: messenger RNA, 1579 nt
Organism: Rhagoletis pomonella (apple maggot)
Lineage: Eukaryota; Metazoa; Arthropoda; Insecta; Diptera; Tephritidae
Product: annexin B9
Exons: 6
Coding region: 145-1119 (324 amino acids)
Cellular component (GO): cytoplasm
Molecular function (GO): calcium-dependent phospholipid binding; calcium ion binding
Source: RefSeq, a predicted model, not a curated record